Hevea brasiliensis (rubber tree) is the source of this 1677-nucleotide messenger RNA. Its product is annotated as cytochrome P450 76T24-like. Lineage: Eukaryota; Viridiplantae; Streptophyta; Magnoliopsida; Malpighiales; Euphorbiaceae. The transcript has 2 exons. Bases 32 to 1513 code for a protein of 493 amino acids. The record is from RefSeq and is a predicted model, not a curated record. Gene Ontology annotation, molecular function: heme binding; monooxygenase activity; oxidoreductase activity, acting on paired donors, with incorporation or reduction of molecular oxygen.
UCUGGAGACAAUGAAGUAAACUGGAGCAGAUAUGGAUUAUCUCAAUUUCCUGCCACUGCUCUGUUUCAUAUGGGCAUGCAUCCAUGUCUUCACAUAUUAUAAGCUUGGCCGCCGGAAGUCCCUUCCACCGGGUCCCCGCCCUUUACCGUUCAUCGGAAACAUAUUCCAGCUCGGCGACAAACCCCACCAAGACCUUGCAAAACUCUCAAAAACUUUUGGACCUCUUGUGACCCUCGAGCUAGGUAGCUUAACAACUAUAGUCGUAUCUUCUCCUGAUCUUGCCAAAGAAACAUUAAUCAAACACGACCAAGCCUUAUUUAGCCGGACAAUUCCAGAAAACAUUCGCGCGUAUAACCACCACAAUAAUUCGGUGGUGUGGUUGCCCUCAUCAACUCAUUGGAGAAACCUCAGGAAGAUCGGUGCGACGCAAAUGUUCACAGUGCAAAGGCUCGACGCUAGCCAAGAAGUUCGUCGAAAAAAGGUGCAACAAUUGCUAGAUUUUGUGCAUGAAAAUUGCAAGAAGGAUCAAGCCAUUGAUAUUGGUCAAGCUGCCUUCACCACAACCCUUAAUCUAAUGUCAAGCACCUUCUUCUCUAUUGAUUUGGCGGGAUAUUCUUCUGAUAUUUCACAUGAGUUUAAUGACCUUGUAGUUAAAAUAAUGGAAGAAACUGGAAGGCCAAAUCUUGCAGACUAUUUCCCCAUCCUUAGUUUAGUGGAUCCACAAGGUGCUUACAAACGCACGAAGAUUUACUUUGAAAGAUUACUUAAACUUUUUGAUGGUAUCAUCAACGAUCGGAUCGCUUCAGGAAUGACAUCUAAGGAAAGCCAAAGCCAUGAUGUACUCGAGUCGCUCCUCAUGCUUGUCAAAGAAGGCAAUUCCGAAAUAAGCCUUCUUGAUAUAAAGCAUCUACUCUUGGAUUAUUUUGUUGCGGGUACUGACACAACCGCAAGGACAUUAGAGUGGACAAUGGCAGAGCUACUCCACAACCCUGAAAAACUUGCAAAAGCUAAAGGCGAGCUCAAAGCAUUUGAGGGGGUAGUCCAAGAAGCUGACUUGUCCAAGUUCCCUUAUCUGCAAGCAAUAGUUAAAGAGACUUUUCGAUUGCACCCACCGGCUCCAUUCCUGGUGCCCCGUAAAGCUGAAUCUGAGGUUGAGAUAAGCCGCUUCAGGAUUCCCAAAAAUGCGCAAAUACUAGUCAACGUCUGGGCAAUGGGAACAGAUGCAAGCAUAUGGCAGAACCCAUAUAGCUUCGAGCCUGAGAGGUUUCUAGAUAGCAAAAUUGACGUGAAAGGGAGAGAUUUUGAGCUAAUCCCAUUUGGAGCCGGAAGAAGGAUUUGCCCAGGAUUGCCAUUAGCGCACAGGAUGGUCCACUUAAUGUUGGCUUCUCUUAUACAUUCAUUCGAGUGGAAACUGGCAAAUGGGAUGAAGGCUAAGGACAUGGACAUGAAUGAAACAUUUGGCCUCACAUUACGCAAGACUGAGCCUCUCUUGGCAGUCCCACAUCUCCAUUAAACCUAAACAGUAAACUUUUUCCUUUCAUUUCCUUUUUCUGUAUCCCGAAUCAAAAUUAUAUUUAAUGAAUCUUUAAUUAAAUAAAACCAAAUUGGCUGGUGUAGUUUGGUUUUACUGCUUAAACUAAAUAAUAAAUUAAAUCAAAAUUAUGUGUUAUUGACAAA